UGUUGAUCUGCCUGCUACGCUCUGAUCUCACUGCCUCUCAUGUUCCCGCUCACUGUUAAUCAGCCUCCCACACGCUGCUUCCUGCACGCACCUUUCCGCUCUCCGCUUCACUCCUUUCCCAGUUUAAUCUCUCUCAUAUUUGUUUCGGGAACAUUUAAUUUACCUCCUUAUUGAGUGGAGGGAUGAGAGGAGAAGAGAGCGGCGGGAUUGUCUUUCGCCGAGAGUAACAGCGGCAGCAGAUGUUUGAAGAUAAUUGCCUCUCUUUGUAAAGCUGAAAGGGGGAAAAAAGGAAAGAAAGAAGAAUUUUGCCUGAAAGAAUUUCUUCUUUCAGCCUGCAGAAGUUGUCCUCGGGACAUUGAAGAUGGCUGAGGAGCGCACGCUUGUGAGAUUUUAAGCCUGACGAGGCACAUGGACCAGUAACGAGGGGAAAAGGAAUUAAAAAGAAGACAGUAUGAACGCCACGGAGCACUUUGGAUUGAUCACAGGCUACUACAACAGGAGCCAGACCUCCGCCACUUUGACGCUCAACAAAGACUUAUCGUCCGAGGAGAAGGACUCGUCGACAGGAUGCUACGAGCAGCUGCUGAUCUCCACCGAGGUUUUCCUCACUCUGGGCAUCGUCAGCCUGCUGGAGAACAUCCUGGUCGUCGCUGCUAUCGUGAAGAACAAGAACCUUCACUCGCCCAUGUACUUUUUCAUCUGCAGCCUGGCUGUCGCCGACAUGCUCGUCAGCGUGUCCAACGCCUCCGAGACCAUUGUCAUAGCGCUCAUCAAUGGAGGCAACCUGACCAUCCCGGUCACGCUGAUAAAGAGCAUGGACAAUGUGUUUGACUCUAUGAUCUGCAGCUCUCUGUUGGCGUCCAUAUGCAGCCUGCUGGCCAUCGCCGUCGACCGCUACAUCACCAUCUUCUACGCGCUCCGUUACCACAACAUCGUCACCCUGCGGAGGGCGAUGCUGGUCAUCAGCAGCAUCUGGACGUGCUGCAUCGUGUCCGGCAUCCUGUUCAUCAUCUACUCGGAGAGCACCACGGUGCUCAUCUGCCUCAUCACCAUGUUCUUCACCAUGCUGGUGCUCAUGGCUUCGCUGUACGUGCACAUGUUCCUGCUGGCCCGUUUGCACAUGAAGCGCAUAGCGGCGCUGCCGGGCAACGCGCCCAUCCACCAGCGAGCCAACAUGAAGGGCGCCAUCACCCUCACCAUCCUCCUCGGGGUGUUCGUGGUGUGCUGGGCGCCAUUUUUCCUCCACCUCAUCCUCAUGAUCACCUGCCCCCGGAACCCCUACUGCACCUGCUUCAUGUCCCACUUCAACAUGUACCUCAUCCUCAUCAUGUGCAACUCCGUCAUCGACCCCAUCAUCUACGCCUUUCGGAGCCAAGAGAUGAGAAAAACCUUCAAAGAGAUUUUCUACUGCUCACACGCUUUCUUGUGCGUGUGAGCUGCAUGUUGAGUGUCCACCCUGACAGCCGCAAUCAGCAAAUUUGAAUUGAAACUCGGCCGAUGAGGACUUUGAGAGUUUGAGCUGUAAUCACUGUGGACUGAUGUGUGCCCGGUGCUCUCACAGUCAGUCAGCUGUUAAUGAUUGAUUAGUAGAGCGCUCGCCUUUGGUUACAUGAGUCAGGUUGCUGGAGGAGGUAGGUUUACAGACACGCUGUUGUAAAAUAGAGCAUCAUUCUGUAGACAAAAGCUAUUUUGUUUCAUAGUAAACGCAAAGUGCAAUUUGAGGUAAAUGUUACCAAUACACAUGCUAAAACUGUGGUUCAUUUACAGAUCCUUUCUCUUUCUAACUCUUUCUACCUAACACACUUUUCUUGUUGCUCUCUGUCGAAGAAAAUCAAAAACCACUACGCUUAUCUUAGAGAUCUUUACGUAUCAUGGCAUGUCAAUAUUACAGCUGUUGCAGAGACUAACAAUGUAUAUGACACACUACCUCCAUGUCUGAGAGUGUAAUCCACCUCAUAACAGAAACUAUGAGACUAUAUUUUGCACACUGCAAGCAAAGACAGAUAUUUUUUCAGCAUUAACUCCUUUUGUUUUGCAUUGCAAUGAAUGUAAAGAAAUGUCUAGUGUAGUGUUUAUUUUUCCUGUUAUAGAACGAUAAGGUGAAACACAUUACACCUCAUGUAUUAUGUGCUUAUCAUGAAGGCAAAUACAGGGUACAUCCUGCUCCACCAAAGCAGGCUUUUAUCUUCUUCUCGAGAGCUAAAACGAUCACAAAUGUAACAAUAUAUCAUUUCAAAGUGACUACUUUGCAGAAAAGAGGUGAUUUUCCGAGCUGCUCUGAAAGCACGAGAACACAGAGAUGAAACUGGAUGCUUCUGUAAAAGACAAAACAAGAGCACAAAAAGAAAAAAAAGGGACAUUUUUUGCUCUUUACUGAUGUUUCCAGGUCGAACCCAUGCAGCAUAGUAAACAGGCUGUUAUCUCAUGCUUACACAUGACAUUUAUUGACUGGGAUCUAAAAUGCAGGAGGGUAGUCUCACUCUGUGGGUGACACAUUUACAGUAAUGAGGGUAAAUGCUUAUAUAAUAAUAUAAUAACAGAGGAAACAAUUGUGGACUCGUGCAUGACAUUGUCAUGGCAUAUUAGUGCAAUUCUCAGGCACAAAAAGGCACUUAUAUUUCUAUUUUAUUCAUAAUUGAACCUACAGAAAACAAGAGGACAAUUAGGGUGACUUUGACCU
This is a messenger RNA of Centropristis striata (black sea bass), 2680 nucleotides long. RefSeq names its product melanocortin 4 receptor (gene mc4r). Gene Ontology annotation, cellular component: membrane. Gene Ontology annotation, molecular function: melanocyte-stimulating hormone receptor activity. Bases 452 to 1435 code for a protein of 327 amino acids. The transcript has a single exon. The record is from RefSeq and is a predicted model, not a curated record. NCBI's taxonomy places the organism in Eukaryota, Metazoa, Chordata, Actinopteri, Perciformes, Serranidae. Gene Ontology annotation, biological process: G protein-coupled receptor signaling pathway.